Messenger RNA from Pipistrellus kuhlii (Kuhl's pipistrelle), 830 nucleotides. It is a transcript of the gene TMEM14A, whose product is annotated as transmembrane protein 14A. The record is from RefSeq and is a predicted model, not a curated record. Gene Ontology annotation, biological process: regulation of heme biosynthetic process. Bases 11 to 583 code for a protein of 190 amino acids. NCBI's taxonomy places the organism in Eukaryota, Metazoa, Chordata, Mammalia, Chiroptera, Vespertilionidae. The transcript has 6 exons. Gene Ontology annotation, cellular component: mitochondrial membrane.
GACGCUGCGCAUGCGCGCCUCGGGAAGGCACCGCCCAGAACCAGCCGCCGGGCUCGAAACCCCGCUAAGUGGGGCGCAGGCCACCAGGACCACUUCCGGAUUUCAGGUACGACGUUUACUCCGGCUGUUCCUGGGAGGACUUGGGGCUGGAGAUACUGAGGAUUUUUCAGUGUUGCCUCCACAGGGCCACCAUCGUCUCCUCCUGUGCCCUAGAUUUCCUCCCCAAAGACCCUUUCUCACAAAGUGGGCCUUUCUCUUUUGCUAUAUGAUUGCAGCCUUGCCAAUGGACCUUAUAGGUUUCGGUUAUGCAGCCUUUGUGACAUUUGGAAGUAUUGUGGGAUAUAAGCGGAGAGGUGGUGUUCCGUCUUUGAUUGCUGGUCUCUUUGUUGGAUUUUUGGCUGGCUAUGGAGCUUACCGUGUCUCCAAUGACAAGCGAGAUGUCAAAGUGUCUUUGUUUGCAGCUUUCUUUCUGGCCACCAUAAUGGGUGUACGGUUUAAGAGAUCCAAGAAAAUAGUCCCAGCCGGGCUGGUGGCAGGCUUAAGCCUCAUGAUGAUUCUAAGACUUGUCCUACUGCUGCUCUGAGAAUCCGGAGGAACUGAAAGCUGAAUUGAUGUCAUUCUACACUAAUGGGCAGAGCACACUCCUGGAAUUCAGAAGAUAAAUUUCAGUAUGGAAUGUCAAGAUUUUUAUUUAAUACUAGAAACAAAAGAAAUGCUGUCACCUCUAAUAUGAACACCAGUCUGCGGUGGUGUUGUUCUGUUUUUGAACAAAACUUUGUUUUCUAAUUGUCAGGUACUGUUUUCAUUAAGGGCAUUUAAUAGUCUGGCCA